AUGCUCAUCAUCCAUUCUUUCGAUAAUCGUGAACUCCUUGAACAUGUUUCUACUAAGUAUCAUCUUGUUGACGGGGACGGUGUUUCUCUUCCUAGUCUAGAUGUCGUGAUCGAUCGUCCCUCACUAGAGGGUAAGAUUGCAGCACGCGAUCGUGGCUUUGAUGACUUUGACCUUCCUCUUAUUGAUGAUAGUUUUACUUAUAGUGGUAGUAAUGGUAGUAACACACAAGAGGAUGAGAAGAGAGAUUUUGAAUCCUCAGUUAGGGUCCAUGACCGCUACGAUGAUACGACUAGUAAUUGUACUCCACUUGUUUUGACUGGCCAUGUGGUUGUUUCCAAUGAUGAUAAUGGUGAUGGGGGUGGUGAGCAACCAUUAGUUUUUCAUAAGAGAGGGAGAGGUUCCAUUGCCUCGGCCGAUUUAGCAGCUAUUCUUUCUAGCGGUGAAAGGGGUAGUGUGAUAGAGUUCUCAAGAGUAUAUGAAGCUUGUGGAUGGUUUGUUAAGUUAGAGAAGGUCUUUCAUGGUGUUGAUAUGGUUUCUCAAGUCAAGAUGGACAAGGUAAGGGGCGAAUUGUCCAUACUGCAAAAUGACAAGGUUGUUUUGGAGAAUAAGUUGGUUGGUUAUCACGAUGAAGUUUUGAUGCAAAAGGAUAUGGUGGCAUCCCUUGAAUUGGAAAAACUUGGUUUGGUGGACAAAGUAGCAAUGUUCGAGCAUGGUGUUCAAAAGUUAAAGGUUGAUUUGAAUGACUCUUCUCUCUGA
Lactuca saligna is the source of this 756-nucleotide messenger RNA. The record is from the annotation of a GenBank genome assembly. NCBI's taxonomy places the organism in Eukaryota, Viridiplantae, Streptophyta, Magnoliopsida, Asterales, Asteraceae.